AUGCACAGACGCUCGUCGGGCUCCCCUGUCGAGGACGAAGAUUCCUCGGUCUCCCGAACAGACGAUGGCACCGCCAUCGACGAGAAAACCCGAUCUCAAAUAGCUAGGCGCGGUACCAGCUUUGACCUUCGCCGCGACGGCAGCGCGACACCGCGCUCCCGGAACUCGAGUAUGUGGCGCACUCCGUCCUCCCAACCUUCCAACGAUACCAAACCGAUGCCAUUGGGUUCCCCCCGACUUCCGAUGGAAGCUACCUCCCCCGACGGUCGUCAUGCGCGACAAUCUCGCCAACGAAGUCCAUGGUCUUGUUCAAUUCUGACGGCUUUCACCACCUGCGUUGCUGUCGCGUUCUUGAUCUCCAUUCUCUGCUCGUUCACCGGUCGGCAACAUGGCGGAGAUGGUUGCGGUGUGCCGAUGAUGAGUCCGACGUUUAUUCGUAUGUUGGAGUUCGAUACGGAACAUACUCGCUUUGCAAGCAAAUACAAUCUCUUCCUCUACCGGGAGGAAGGCGUGGAUCCUUACACCCAGGAUAACAUCGGGUUGAACGGCGUGCCAGUUCUGUUUCUACCCGGGAACGCUGGAAGCUAUCGUCAAGUCCGAUCUCUGGCCGCCGAGGCCUCGCGACAUUACUACGAUGUGGUCCGACACGAUGAGAGCCGCCAUGCGGCCGGCACGCGGAGCUUGGACUUUUUCAUGGUGGACUUCAAUGAGGAUAUGGCGGCAUUCCAUGGGCAAACGCUGUUGGAUCAAGCGGAAUACGUGAACGAGGCAAUCUCAUACAUCCUAUCGCUUUACCACGAUCCGCGACGCACCCGCCGCGAUCCAGGGUUACCGGAUCCCAGCGCAGUUAUCCUUAUCGGACAUUCUAUGGGCGGAAUAGUGGCACGAACCUCUCUGACCAUGGCAAAUUACCAAGCCAAUUCGGUCAAUACGAUUAUCACCAUGUCUGCACCUCACGCAAAACCGCCUGUCUCCUUCGAUUCCGAUAUCGUCCAUACCUAUAAACAAAUCAACGACUAUUGGCGCGACGCCUAUUCGCAGACAUGGGCCAACAACAACCCGCUAUGGCAUGUCACUCUCAUCUCCAUCGCGGGCGGUGCGCGUGACACCGUCGUUCCCUCUGACUAUGCCAGUAUCUCCUCUCUCGUUCCCGAGACACACGGAUUUACUGUAUUCACGUCUUCUAUUCCGGAUGUCUGGAUCGGCAUGGAUCAUCUGUCGAUUACUUGGUGCGACCAGUUCCGCAAGGCUAUAAUUAAAUCCUUGUUCGAGAUUGUCGAUGCCCGACGCCCUACUCAAACGAAACCACGGGCAGAACGGAUGCGUGUGCUCAAGCGGUGGUACUUGACGGGUUUAGAGCAAGUGGCCGAGCGUACCCUCCCCCAGAAGGAAGCAAACACCCUUUUGACACUUGAGGAUAACGCCAACACCAUUCUUGCACAGGGCCAACGAUUGGUCCUGCGCGAACUGGGCCUACAGCAUGGCCCCGAUGUUCGUCUUCUGCCAAUUCCUCCCCAGGGCGUUUCUGGUAAAAAGUUCACCCUGCUCACGGACCAAUCGCUUGAUAAGGAUGGCAAUAUUGAGGUCCUCUUCUGUAGCGUGUUCCCGUUAUCCAAUGGCCGUUCAACCAACUUCCCGUUGAAUUUGGAUUUCUCUGGUGGCACUGUGGGCUCAACACGUUUGGCCUGCAAGAGCGCGGCCGAGGACAGUAUUCAUCUGCCUGCCUCGACUCGCUCUUCGAAACAUGCUUACGAUCGUACCCCGCCGUUCGCGUAUCUCCAAUACGACUUGGAGGCUCUCGCAGAACAUCAGUUCGUCGCUGUCGUGGACAAGGCCAAUGUGCCGACUUCAGGCUUCCUUGUCGCCGAAUUUUCGGACAGCUCGGAUGCGAUGAUUCGGGCCAAGGUGGGAUUGGGAGGGCUGCUUAGUGCUGGCCUGAAGAUGCGGCUACCUGCAAUCCGGCCCAUGCUCAUGGAGGUGAAGAUCCCCGCACUGUAUUCGAGUCUGCUCGACUACCGGUUGAAGAUCACUCGCCAUCCUCAGAAGGAGGAGCUGUUCGCUCCAUUGCUCCGGCAAUCUGUCUCUGAUCCUCACGAGUCAAAGUUUUUCGUCAAUGUCAAUGAGGUCAACGUGAACCUGCACGGUGUGGCGCCAUACAUGCCGCCUGCAAUUAGCGAGCAGGCCGCUCUCGGGGGCGUAUCAUUCCACCUGUGGACUGAUCCAACUUCUGACUCGACGGUCGAUAUCUCCCUCCAAGUCGAUCUUUCCAGCAGUCUUGGCGAGUUAGUGAUGCGGUAUCGGACCAUCUUCGCAGCGUUCCCGUUGCUCGUCGUUGCCCUCGUUCUCCGAAAGCAGUUCCAGGUCUACGACGAGUGUGGUUACUUUAUCCCCUUCACUGAUGGCCUUGAUCGUGCAUUGCGGUCUUCCUUCCCGCUGCUGCUGGUGGCUAUGUCUCUGCUGGCCUCCUCCCUGGCUACGUCCAAAGCCCUGCCUCAGACCGACGAAACUCUCCAUUGGCGGUCCAACUCGACCGAAACCCCCGUCGACUUCACCAAGAACGAUCUUCUACUUGGUUCACAAGACGCUUUCUUCUGGUUCUUAGUCCCAGUAUUCGGUCUCAUCAGUGUUGGCGUCUGCGUCCUUGUCAACUACCUUGCCCUCGUCCUCGUGAAUAUCUUUUCCUGGGUCUAUGGGGUCCUACACAGCAAGUCAGGCUAUAUCCGGCGAGAAGACCGGGGGAACCUGCCGAUCUUCCACACCCCCACUCCUCGCCGACGCAUUAUCCACACCGCGAUUCUUUUGGUUCUUGUCUCGACUGUAAUCCCCUACCAGUUUGCCUAUAUGGUUGCCUGCAUUGUGCAGCUAGCCACAUGCGUACGGGCACAAUGGCACGCCAAGGAAACCAGAUCCACCUCGCACCUAAACUUCGACAACUACGCACACUCCAUCUUGAUCCUGAUGUUGUGGAUCCUGCCAAUUAACGUGCUGGUCCUCCUGGUCUGGGCCCAUAAUCUCGUCGUGCACUGGUUUAUGCCGUUCUCAUCCCACCACAACGUCUUAUCUAUCAUGCCCUUCCUCAUCCUCGUCGAGACCAUGACCAGCGGUGCUAUGAUACCGCGCAUCACGACUAGGUUCAGACACGUCACCUCAAUAAUCUUCUUUGCCAUCGCCAUCUACUCAGCGAUUUACGGCGUCUCUUACGCAUAUCUCCUCCACCACCUCGCCAACCUCCUUGCAGCCUGGUUCGUCGGGAUUUACCUAUUCGGCAACAACUUCACACCCCGCCGUUUAUGGCGUAUCAUCGAUGGUGACGAGCUCCCAUCAGAAACGGGGAGUAGCCACGUUAAGAAGAAGCCAUGA
Molecule: messenger RNA, 3360 nt
Organism: Penicillium crustosum
Lineage: Eukaryota; Fungi; Ascomycota; Eurotiomycetes; Eurotiales; Aspergillaceae
Product: GPI inositol-deacylase
Exons: 3
Coding region: 1-3360 (1119 amino acids)
Biological process (GO): endoplasmic reticulum to Golgi vesicle-mediated transport; GPI anchor metabolic process
Cellular component (GO): endoplasmic reticulum
Molecular function (GO): phosphatidylinositol deacylase activity
Source: RefSeq, a predicted model, not a curated record